UCUCAGCACCUUCUACCCCAGUCGGAUUCCACCUGCAAAGUGUGGAGAACGACGUCAAUUUCCAGUCUCCCUUAUGCCAUCUCUACCUUGUCUGGGAGCCUUGCGCCAGGACCGGAACGCUUAACAUCUCCUCCGCGUUCCUGCCGUAAGGAACUCGAGGAGACGACGUCCGUUUCCGGUUGGCUCCAGCUGGAAGGUUGAAUUUUGAGUGUCCCGAGAGGUCAGAUUGCUGUCAGACAUGGCCCCUGGGCAUGGACACGAACAGGGACAUGGACACGGUCACGGUCAUGAUCAUGGUAAAUUGGUACUUCCAGAUUACAAACAGUGGAAAAUAGAAGGAACACCAUUAGAAACAGUCCAGAAAAAACUUGCUGCACGAGGGCUGAGGGAUCCUUGGGCUCGCAAUGAGGCUUGGAGAUACAUGGGUGGCUUUGCAGAGAAUAUCACCAUCACGAACGUGUUGCUGAAAGGGUUCAAAUGGGGAUCUGCUGCAUUUGUGGUCGCCAUAGGGGUUGAAUAUCUCCUGACUUCCCAGAAUGAUGAUAAAAAGCAUCACUGAAGAUAAAAAGCAUCACUGAAGACGACAUCUGGUGACUUCUCUCUUAUAAAAGCAAGAUUUCCUCACUCUAGCGUCCUUGACUUGUAUGUUUGUCCUUGAAAGAAUGGUUUAAUAAAGUAAGGAAAAACUUUG
Messenger RNA from Mesocricetus auratus (golden hamster), 691 nucleotides. It is a transcript of the gene Ndufb3, whose product is annotated as NADH:ubiquinone oxidoreductase subunit B3. The record is from RefSeq and is a predicted model, not a curated record. Bases 239 to 559 code for a protein of 106 amino acids. The transcript is spliced from 3 exons. Gene Ontology annotation, cellular component: mitochondrion. Gene Ontology annotation, biological process: electron transport chain; mitochondrial respiratory chain complex I assembly. Lineage: Eukaryota; Metazoa; Chordata; Mammalia; Rodentia; Cricetidae.